This is a messenger RNA of Polychytrium aggregatum, 1674 nucleotides long. Its product is annotated as chromate transporter-domain-containing protein. Gene Ontology annotation, biological process: chromate transport. Gene Ontology annotation, molecular function: chromate transmembrane transporter activity. NCBI's taxonomy places the organism in Eukaryota, Fungi, Chytridiomycota, Chytridiomycetes, Polychytriales. The transcript is spliced from 3 exons. The record is from RefSeq and is a predicted model, not a curated record. The coding region runs from base 156 to 1580 and encodes 474 amino acids.
AACGAACCGCCACAAACAGGCCGGCUGGGUGAUUCUUCCGUCGCCUCAAAUACCGCCGCUGAGAGCCGCUUCCGUCGCCAUCGAUCGCCCAUCGAUCGCUCAUCGCCCACCGCCAUCGUCGGGUGCCCAUCCGCUUUCCCUUGGACAUCUCCUCCAUGGCCCAGAACCAGCAACGCAAGCACUCCAAGCUGGGCGAGGUCGUCCGGGCAUAUGCUCCGCUGGGCUUCAUCACCUUCGGCGGCCCCCAGGCCCACAUUGCCCUCUUCCACGACUAUUUUAUCGAAAAGUUCAAGUGGGUCAGUCCCAAGGUCUUCUCGGAGCUCUUCUCGAUUGCAUCGGCCCUCCCCGGCCCGGCCAGCACGCAGAUGGCAUAUGCAUUCGCCCUGCUGUAUGCCGGCCCGGUCGGCGGCGCCGUGUCGUUCCUGAUGUGGACCUUGCCCGUCGCUUUGAUCAUGGCUGCCGCUGCCAUUGGCGUCUCGUAUCUGCCGGAGCAGCUGCCGCUCGUGGUUCUCAAGAUCGAGAACGGCUUGACGUCGUCGGCCAUCGGCCUCACCGCCCUGGCUGCUUACAAGCUCGGCACCAAAAUCAACGUCGAUCCCCUCACCCAGAUCCUCGGCUUCAUCUCGGCCGCCGUCGCCAUUAACUACAGCGCUGCCUGGCUCUUCCCUGUGCUGAUGAUCUUUGGCGGACUGGUGACCUAUCUCGAGCACUACUACACCACCUGGAGGGCCCGCAGGAGCGAGGCCAAGGCCUUCAUCACCCCUGCCGCCGUGGCCGUGGCCGAGGACGAGACCGGCGCAGCUGCGGCUCCGGCGGAUGAAGAGGCCCGUCCCAGCCAGAUCGCCACCGAGGUUGUUUCGAAUCGGGCCGAGGAAGAGGAGGACGAGCACAUCGAGUUCUCGUACUCGUCCAAGAUCGGCCUGGCUGUGCUGGGUAUCUGGCUGGUCCUGCUGGUCAUCGCGAUUGUCCUCAAGACCGUCCCGGGCAUCCCACUCCCGCUCAACAUCUUUGGCACAUUCUACUUUGUGGGCUCGAUCAUCUUUGGCGGCGGCCCUGUCGUCGUGCCGCUCCUCAAGGACUAUACGGUGUCGGUGGGGUGGCUGACGGAUCGCGAGUUCCUGAUCGGCUUUGCGCUGAUCAACUCUGCUCCCGGACCCCAGUUCAACUUCUCUGCCUUCCUCGGCGGCCUUGCCCUGCGUUCCCUCGGCUGGGGCGGCUCGAUCGCGGGAUCGAUCCUGGCGCACAUCGGCAUCUUCCUGCCUGGACUGCUGCUCAUGUCGGCCAUCAUUCCGCUGUGGACCGAGUUCCGGAAGAAAAAGUACAUCCAGGUGAUCUUCCGCGGCAUGGGUGCCUCGGCCGUCGGCCUGGUCUUUGCGGCCGUCUAUCUGCUGUGGUCCAAGGCCGUCAACGACGUCAACAACGCCAACAACGCCCUGAGCAUCUCGCAGUUCCCGCUUUACGUUGCCAUCGUCGGCUUCUCGUUCCUCAGCGUCGGGUUUCUCAAGUUCCCGAGCUACGGCGCUGUCCUGGUCGGCGGCCUCGUUGGUCUGAUCGAGUGGGCUGUCGUCAGCAGGCAGUGAACGGACAACGGCCUGCCUCCAUGUUCCACUGCUUGCCACCAUGUUCCACUGCAGUGCAGUUGCAGCCAAUACAUCCUUCGAUCUUGCCCAUGCU